This is a messenger RNA of Tachysurus vachellii, 4085 nucleotides long. It is a transcript of the gene fam91a1, whose product is annotated as family with sequence similarity 91 member A1. Lineage: Eukaryota; Metazoa; Chordata; Actinopteri; Siluriformes; Bagridae. Gene Ontology annotation, cellular component: trans-Golgi network; cytoplasmic vesicle. The coding region runs from base 187 to 2688 and encodes 833 amino acids. The record is from RefSeq and is a predicted model, not a curated record. The transcript has 24 exons. Gene Ontology annotation, biological process: intracellular protein transport.
GACAGUAGUUGGACGCGUGACGAAAGGGGCUGCUUAAAAAUACGACAAGGAAGUGGACAUUGAGGAGCGUCGGCUCGAUUAUAUUAAAAAGAGUGAAGUUACAGUGUUUAUUGUGGUGUUUUGAAGGUUGUAGACAGGUGCUAGCUCGCUGCUAGCCGUUUUAGCUGCAGAACAGCGGAUACAGCGAUGAACACAGACGUGGAAUUUCACAUCAGGCAAAAUUACCCGUGGAACAAACUGCCAGCCAACGUCAAGCAGAGUCUUGGAAACUCACAGAGGGAGUAUGACAAGCAGGUAUUGCUGUACAGCAUACGAAACCAGCUACGGUUUCGCAAUAACCUGGUCAGGCACGUGAAGAAGGAUGAAAGGAACUACUACGAGGAGCUGCUGAAGUACAGCCGUGAGCACCUGAUGCUAUACCCGUACCAUCUGUCUGACAUCAUGGUCAAAGGUCUGCGAGUCACUCCCUUCUCCUACUACAUCAGCAUUAUGGAGGACAUUAUGAACAGCGAGAAGAGCUACGACUCUCUGCCCAACUUCACUGCUGCUGACUGUCUGAGGCUUCUCGGCAUUGGGCGAAACCAAUACAUCGAUCUGAUGAACCAGUGCAGGUCAUCCAAAAAAUUUUUUCGGAGAAAAUCAGCAAGGGAUCUUCUGCCAGCCAAACCAGUGGAGAUCUCAGUGGAGCCAUGGUGGGUAGCGCAAACCGGCUACAUCACCGAAGAUGACAUAAGGAUUUGUUCUACAGCGGAGAAGAGGGCCAUUGAUAAGAUGAUUGAUUCCGGACCCCAGCUGGCUGGAUCUAUGGAGUACAAUGUGGUUCUCAGUCUGUAUAACAGGGGCUUUAUUUACCUUGAUGUACCCAUAUCUGAUGACAGCUGUAUAUCAGUGCCACCUCUGGAGGGGUUCGUCAUGAACAGGGUCCAGGGCGAUUACUUCGAGACUCUGUUGUACAAAAUCUUUGUAUCCAUUGAUGAGCAGACCAACGUGUCCGAGCUGGCGAAUGUGCUGCAGAUUGACUUGGGCCUGGUGAAGAAUGCUGUGUCCAUGUACUGCCGACUUGGUUUUGCCAUCAAGAAAGGUCAGGUGAUCAGCCCUGACCAGCUGCACACGUCAUGGAAAAGCGCUCCCUCUGUCAACAGACUAAAGGGCACUAUGGACCCUCAGAAGAUGCUGCUGUCCUGGGAGGGGAGCAGUCCGGUAAUGGAGGCUGGUUCCUCUGCUACAGACACAGACACCACCAGUUUGGAGGACCAAGAUGCAGCGAGCACGAGUAGUUUAAAUAUUCCUGCGGCCCCUACAAAGAGAAUCGCCUUCCUGUUCGAUUCCACUCUCACAGCCUUCCUCAUGAUGGGCAACCUUUCCCCUAAUUUAAAGAGCCAUGCAGUGACCAUGUUUGAGGUGGGGAAGCUAUCGGAUGAGACGCUGGACAGUUUUUUGAUGGAACUAGAGAAGGUUGAGAGCACUGCCGAAGGAGAAGCUCAGAGGUAUUUUGAUCAUGCACUUACCCUCAGGAACACAAUACUCUUUCUGCGCUACAACAAAGAGCUCACUCCGGAUCAGGGCCCUGACAUACCAAAUAUAGGCCUGCCUCUGGACCUCCUCCGAUGUGAGAGUCUGCUGGGAUUGGAUCCUGCCACCUGCAGCCGGGUGCUCAACAAAAACUACAAGCUGCUGGUUUCCAUGGCGCCGCUAAGCAACGAAAUCCGGCCAAUCAGCAGCUGUACACCUCAGCACAUUGGGCCAGCAAUCCCUGAGGUCAGCUCCAUUUGGUUUAAGCUGUAUUUGUACCAUGUGACCGGCCAGGGCCCUCCUUCUCUCCUGCUGUCCAAGGGUUCAAGAUUACGGAAACUACCAGACAUCUUCCAGGCUUAUGACCGGCUCCUCAUCACUUCCUGGGGUCAUGACCCUGGUGUGGUUCCAUCUUCAAACGUCCUCACCAUGUUGAAUGAUGCCUUGACUCACUCUGCUGUGCUCAUACAGGGUCAUGGCAUGCAUGGGCAUGGGGAAACAGUUCAUAUCCCUUUCCCUUUUAAUGAAGAGGACUUCAAAGGGGAAUUCUCCUAUUCCAACAUGUGUGCUCACAAGGCCCUGAAGGUCCUGCGUGAAAAAGUGGAUCUGGAGCACCAGUGUGGCUACAUUACAAUGUUAAACUGUAACAACAGGAACCGCCGCAGGACAAGUGAUGCAGAUGCAGUUGGAGAACCCGAGUUCGGUACAGGGUUUGACGCCAAUGGAAGCAGCGAGUCUUUUGAGCUGGUUACUGAGGAGAACAACGGGGACGGCAGUAAGAAGCAGGGAACAGAGGGGUCUUCCAGUGAGGAUGAGUGGGUUCCUCUGGAGCUGUGCUUUGGAAUGCCGCUGUUCAGCUCGGAGCUAAACCGUAAAGUGUGUGAGGGGAUUGUCUCACACAAACUCUGCAGCAAAGAUAGUCUUCAGGAACUGUUACAUUCCAGUCGAAAGCUGUCCUUGAAAGUUCUGAGUUUUGUCCAAUCAUUCCAAGACUGUAGCUAUUCCGGUGACCCGGACAGUGGGGUGUCAGGGCCUCUUUGCCAGCCGCCGGCUGAGACUGGUGUCCCUCUUCCUGCCAUAAACCUCCUCUUUAAGGACAGGCAGCUGAAAGAGUGGAGCGGGCGAGCCCCGCCUUCCCUCCACCUCUCCACCAUACAAAGAGACCAAUCCACAUAAAACCACACCCCCCACCUCUCUCAAAACAAAUAACAAACAAACAAACAAAAAACAUCUACACAAUAAUCACCUUCACACCCAGUCCCACUCACUCCAACCAAGCUAGCAGUGUUAAUAUCUUGGCCCUGUUUGGUUUCAGCCGAACGUAACACUCUAUGCUAAUUUAGCGAUCUGGACAUGAUCAGCUGUCACACGAUGUUGAGUUUAUUCUGUGUCCGAAUAUAAAACAUUCUCAUGUAAGUGUGAUGUUGAUUGGAAACGAAUAGGACAAGCCCUGUGGUUGGAUGAAGUCACCCAGGUCUUUUAUAAGAUGCCUAUUUGUACUGUCAUGUACAUGUCGUGUGACCUGAUGCAUGAUGUCAUUGCACAAAAUCUCAGAAGAAAAACAUGGCUUGCGUAAGUGGCCAUGAAAAUGUUUAGUUUUUUUAAUUGAUGAGUUUUUACUUUUGCACAAACUCUGAUUUUCCUUGACGUAUUUUUUUUAAUCGUUAAUGCAUGUUUGUUAUUCGAGAGGUUUUAAUCUUAUCAUAACUUUUUCACUGUCAUCAUUUCUUUUGGUAGCCUGAGCAUAGGAGCAAAAUAUUCUUUUUUUUUUUUUUUUUUUUUUUUUUUUUUUUUUGGCUGUAUCACCAAAGAUUAAUCUAUUCUUUAUUUUUUUUAAUUGGUAUUAUUUCAGAUGGCAGUUUUAGUGUUAUUUUGCAGCAUUAUACAAAAAUGACUCAGUUCCCAGUAAACUGAAAACAAAUGCGUUCUUGUGUACUCAAGGAUGUGAGACCUUCAGUUUAAGGAAUUACUCAUUUGAGCCCAGAGUCCAGCUCUUAAAAAAAAAAAAAAAAACUAGAAAGAUCAUUCUGUGUAAUAUUCCUAAUAAUCUCUUUGGUUAUAAUAAUGUAGCAUUGCUACUGUGUUAAAUCAUGUAGCCGGUCAGGCUUCGUUUCCUUUUUCGAGCUCUAUAGUCAUGGUUAUUAACGAUUGCCAUGAGAUCUUGGUGCAGCAUGAUGAGUGUUUAGAAACCAUUGUGUGUAUUGUGCAUCGUUCUUGCACUGUUCACUCCCCCCCCCCCCCCCCCCCCCCAUGUUCCCUUUCGCUAAAAACCUAUUUGCAUCCCACGGGAAAACCUGAACUCUGUCCAUUUCUCUGUUCCUAACCCAUCCCAGUGUACGAGAAGAACUUGUUAGUUUUCUAAUGUCGAUCUGCAUUUUAGGAACUCUUUGUUGUAGGGUGUUUGAUGGGACUGUGAAUAAUUUUCUUGUAAUCAUAUGGGUCUAAAAGUGACAUUCCCUCUCCUGCCACAUCCCCCACCCCCAAAACUAUAUGGUAUACCAACAUGUACAAAAUAUAUGAUAAAUAUAAAUAAAUAAAAAUGGCGCAGCAAUGUUCCCCUUAAAACCCAUUUA